This is a messenger RNA of Cornus florida, 996 nucleotides long. Its product is annotated as B3 domain-containing transcription factor VRN1-like. Gene Ontology annotation, molecular function: DNA binding. Bases 1 to 996 code for a protein of 331 amino acids. The record is from RefSeq and is a predicted model, not a curated record. NCBI's taxonomy places the organism in Eukaryota, Viridiplantae, Streptophyta, Magnoliopsida, Cornales, Cornaceae. The transcript has 4 exons.
AUGGCGAGUUCUUCCCACUGCAAAAGUGAUGAUAAGAAUUCACUCGAAUUGAGUUUUCCAACUAGAGGGCCAAGAUUUUUCAAGAUAAUACAUGAUGGUAUUGUUCACGAUCCAAAGUUGAGGAUUCCAGGAGUGUUUAUGAAAAAUUAUGGAAAAAAUCUAUCGAACCCUGUAUUCCUCAAUGUUCCAAGUGGUGCUGAAUGGAAAGUAGAACUGGUACAUUCUGACGGGAAGGUUUGGCUCCAAAAUGGCUGGCAAGAAUUCAAAGAGUACUAUUCUAUAGGUUCUGGACACGUUUUGGUGUUUAGGUAUGAUGGAAAUUCCCAUUUUCAUGUUCUUAUAUUUGAUAUGAGUGCGUCAGAGAUAGAAUACCCAAUUAGUGAUACUCAUGUUGAACAAACCAACAAUAACGAGGGAUUCAACAUUGAGGUUGAUGAUUCUGUCGAAAUCUUGAACGAUUUUCCAACAUGCCAGACAAGUGAGCAAAUUCAUGAAUAUGAACAAAUUGACGAAGAUGUCUUUGUUAGAAUAUCUGAUGAUUUUCCAACAAGGCGGACCACAAGCAAGUGUUUGAAAACAAAAAUAAAAGAAGAAUGCAGCGGAAGGAAGGCUACAACAUCAAGGCACCUGCAUACUAUGGCUCCUGAAAAAAGGCCUAGAGUGUCUGCUGAUGAAAAAGAGAGUGCCGAAGCUUAUCAAUCAAAAGAUCCCUUCUUCCUGGUUUUUAUGCAACCAUCUUAUGUUGGAGGCAGAUUCAAUUUGUGUAUACCAUUUGAAUUUGCCAACAAAUAUUUCACUCAUAAGCAGAAAGUGAUACUUGGGGUUUCCAGUGGGAGAACAUGGUCAGUUGUGUGCGAGUUGGCGUCAGGAGUAGCAAGACUCGAUUAUGGUUGGAAAUCAUUUGUGGAGGACAAUCAUCUCAAAGCAGGUGAUGUUUGUGUCUUUCACCUCAUUAAGGAGGGCACCGAACCUUCGCUUAAAGUCGUCAUAUUUUGA